Messenger RNA from Cydia strobilella, 5983 nucleotides. RefSeq names its product mucin-22-like. Lineage: Eukaryota; Metazoa; Arthropoda; Insecta; Lepidoptera; Tortricidae. Bases 411 to 5654 code for a protein of 1747 amino acids. Gene Ontology annotation, cellular component: extracellular region. The transcript is spliced from 5 exons. Gene Ontology annotation, molecular function: chitin binding. The record is from RefSeq and is a predicted model, not a curated record.
CAUAAAGAAUUCAAAUGAGUUAAUGAGCUCGAUCUAUUUUUUCGCGAUCCUGGCGAGGAGUCAUUUUGUCGUCGUACGUAUAAGAGGCGAAGGAACCACGGCGCGCAUCCACAUACAGCCUCGCCGAGACCUUGUGCGCUACGCAAGGACGCUCGCAGCCCCCACGAAAAACGCCCACAACCGAACCAACGCGCCCGCGGGAAAGUCCACUUUGAAUUUAGAACUUGGUUUUCUUUAAAAAAAAAGGAUUUUUUUUGUUUUGUUUCUAAAAGUUGCCAGUAUUUUUUGUUUUUCAUAAAAUUUCGUAGUUUAGAAACUUAUUGAACUGUAGGAGUGACAGUGAGUUCAGUGCUUGGGGUGAUCAAGGUUGACACGUGCGUGUUGGAAACGAUGUAUUUUUGAGAACUAUCAUGGAAACAAACCUUGGGAUGCAUAAGUUCUUACCUUUUCUACUGCUCGGUCUCUUCACCAGAACAACAUAUACAAACAAUGUUUCGAUAUCAGAGGACAUGCGUCAUCCGCGAGUAAGCGGCCGAAUAGUCAAGCUAUAUUCUGGCAUUAAACCAGAACCAAUCUUGUGUUCUGGUGAAGGCUUCCAAGAGGAUCCGGUUGACUGCGCUGUCUUCUACAGAUGUGUGAUAGGAGCUAACAACAAAUACACCGUUUUCAGAUAUCAAUGCGGACCGGGCACAGUAUAUGACCCUGACACAGAGAUUUGUAACCACCCUAAAAGCACAAAAAGGAUUAAUUGCGGCGGUUAUGCACCCACUGAACCUGUUAACGAAAAUGAAAUAGAUGGAUCACGUGCAGAAAUACCAUCUCCAAUAAGCAUGAAUCAAGUAUACCCUAAACAAGCUAUCAAAGCUGACGCUUCGACUAUCUCAACCCAAAAAACUUGGUCUUCAGCCGAUUACAAAAGUAGACCAAGUGCAUCUACAACCACGGUAAAGCAGCAUCUUAGAGCAACUAGAUCCCCAAUGCCUCGUCAGCCGAUUUCAGAAAGUGGUGAACCGUGUACAUCUGACGGAUUUAUGGGUGACAGUGAAAAUUGCCGAAAAUUUUACAGAUGCGUUGGAAAUGGGCGAGGUGGUUAUAUCAGAUACGAAUUUUCUUGCAGUGAGCUAACGAUUUGGGAUGAUGAAACACAAGCAUGUAAUCACGCAUGGGCAGUCAAACAGAGGAGAUGUGGGCGAGGCAGUCCAGAUGAUGAAAAUAAAACCAUAAAAUCUGAUUUUACUAAUGCUGACAAUGAAGUGAAUUCAGAACAAAAUAUUCAAUCACAAUUACAAGUAGCUUAUGGCUCUAAAGUUAAUCAAGUACAGACACAAAUAAGCAAAGGUUCCGUGAUACAGAAUCAAACACAAAUAAAUUAUGGUGAACGAAUAAAGGAAAAACCUAAUAGUUCCUAUACAAAACAAAACCAAACUCAAAUAUCACGUGGUUCAGCUGUAAGUCAGACACAGACACAAAUUAAUCACGGUAAUAAAGGUUCCCAAACCCAAUUGCAAAUUAAUCAUUCCAAAGAAUCUAGUCAAAGUCAAACACAAAUACAUGAAACAAACACCGAUCAAACUACAGCUUCUUCACAUGAUGGAGAAACACAGCGGCCAAACGAUGAGAAACCUGUCACUGCGAAUGAAAAUAACGAAUGUACUGAAAGUGGCUUCAUGGGAGACUCUGACGAUUGUAAGAAGUUCUACAGGUGCGUUGACAAUGGAAGAGGUGGAUAUAUAAAAUACGAAUUCACUUGUGGAGAAGGGACUGUAUGGGAUCAUAAUGCAGAAGCAUGCAACCAUGAGUGGGCUGUAAAGGACUGUAAAAAUAAAUCGCCAUCACAAACACAGACCCCAAACAGCAAAACUACCACAACAACAACAAGAAAACCUACCACAAUAGAAACUACUCCCGAAGAGGAUGAAGAUGUUGGGUAUGGUGGACAACAUCAACAACCGUCUCAAACAACAACGCACCAAGAUAAAACGUCAACAACUACGGAAAGUAGUAUAGCUACACAAACUACUGAGGGUAACCAUAUCUCAAGUUCCACUAGUGCACCCGGUGAAAAUGUUUGUAGUACCAGUGGAUUUAUGGGUGACACCCAAGAUUGCAAUAAAUUUUACAGAUGUGUUGAUAAUGGUAAUGGUGGUUACACUCGAUAUGAGUUUACAUGUGGCGAGGGUACGGUGUGGGACUCAAAUUUGGAAGCAUGCAACCACGCUUGGGCAGUUGAAAAGUGUGGUAAAGGAACGCCAGAUAAAAAUACUCAAGGUACAACCACAACAGCUGACAACAUAUUGCAAGGCGCAGAAAUUGAUAACGGUUAUCCAUCACAGAAUGACAAUAAUGUAGACCAACCAGACCAAAAACCAACAGAAGCCACAAUGUCGAGUACAACCAGUACAGUGACAUCAGCUUCUUCAACAACAUCGUCACCAAAUAGCAAUACAUGCACAUCGAGUGGAUUUAUGGCUGAUAAAAAUGACUGCAAAAAGUUUUAUAGAUGUGUUGAUGACGGCAAAGGUGGUUAUAUUCGUUAUGAAUUUACAUGUGGCGAGGGUACUGUUUGGGAUCAAAGUAUCGACUCAUGUAAUCAUCCAUCAACUAAUAACAAAUGUCUAGGAAGUGAAACAUCAAUCCAAGAAACUGAAAACGAAGGCACAACUCAAUCAUCAUCUACUGCACAAAGUGACAGUGAUACAGAAGAAAAUAAUCAAGUCACUACUAUCGCAUCUACUGGAAAACCAGCAAAUACACCAACACCUAAUAAAGACUCUUGUACUAAAGAAGGAUUCUUUGGCGAUACAACGAACUGCAAAAAGUUUUACAGAUGUGUCGAAAAUCAGCAAGGUGGUUUUACUAAAUAUGAUUUCACAUGCGGAGAAGGCACAGUAUGGGAUCCAGAAAUUGACGCCUGCAACCAUGAAAGCUCUGUUAAAAAAGGAUGCAGUGUACUAACCGAUGAUCAAACACAACAACAACCAGCAAACAGUGAAAAUGCUGAGAGUAGUACAUCGCAGCCGAGUACAUCAGAAACAAACGCUUUUGAGAAUCCUCCGUCAGAAUCUGGAAGCACCACACAAACCGCAGACUCCAAUGAUUCAAUAACAUCUACGACUAAACGCCCUAAUAAUGAACAAUCUAAUAACGAAGAUCAAUGUGAAUCGGAAGGUUUUUAUGCUAAUUCAAAUGACUGUAAGAAAUUUUACCGAUGUGUAAGCAAUGAUAAGGGAGGGUAUACGAAAUACGAUUUCACUUGUGGAGAAGGUACGAUUUGGGUACAAGAAAUACAGGCAUGUGAUCAUGAUAACGAUAUGUCUAAUUGUAGUUCUCAAAGUUCCGCUUCUACCACAUCCAGUUCGCAAAAUGGGCAAGAUGAACAACCUACCACAAAAGCCUCUACCACUACAACCCAGUCAUCUUUCGAGUUGGAAAAUAAUGAAACAUCAAGUGAUUGUUCCAAUAAUUCAAGUUCCAGUUCGAAUAAUUCCCAGUCAAAUGAAUGUAAAAAUGAAGGAUUUUAUCCCAAUAAAAAUUACUGUAAAAAGUUCUACCGAUGUAUUGAUAAUGGGCAAGGAGGGUACACCAAAUAUGACUUUACUUGCGGCGAAGGUACCGCUUGGGAUUCGGAUAUACAAGCUUGUAAUCAUGAAAAUCAAGUGAAAAAUUGUCAAGGUUCACAAGGAGAAAACCAAUCAGAACAAGGACCUACGGAACAAAAUUCUUCUCAAACAACGGAAACAACCAGUACAACUAAAACAUCGACAACCGAAUCUUCAAAUGAAAACAAACCACCCAACAGUAAUGAUAAAUGUGAAAAUGAAGGGUACUUUGGCGACAGCAGUGAUUGCCAAAAGUUUUACAGAUGUGUUGAUAACGGUAACGGUGGUUUGACAAAAUACGAUUUUACAUGUGGCGAAGGCACGAUUUGGGAUCAAGAUAUACAAACGUGUAAUCAUCCAGGUGAUGUCCAAAAUCCAUCAUGUAAUAAUAGCACAACUACCACAUCUACAACUACUGAAGCCUCAAGUGAAACAUCGUCAACCACUACUACGGGAUCGCCAACAAGCUCUGAAUCGUCAUCAUCCUCGUCAGCAACUGAAAGCUUAUCGGACUGUUCUCAAGGUUCCACGCAAAAACCUCAAAAGUCACAAGUGAAUUGCACUAAAGCAGGAUUUUACGCUGAUCCUGAUGACUGUAAGAAAUUCUAUAGGUGUGUAGACUGGGACAAUAAUGGUCAAAGGUUUUCGGUUUAUCAUUUCGAAUGUGGAGAGGGUACGAUAUGGGAUCCAGAACUGGAAACAUGCAACCAUGAAGAUUCUGUAUACCCUCCUCGGGACUGUUCUGGGGCUCAAAAUCAAAAUAAUGAGGAAUCUACGACAACAACAACAACUACUACAACUAAAAAACCCACAACUCAGGAAUUAACGACAACUGAAGACUCAACAACGCAACAAUCUACAACUGAAUCGUCUACUACACAAGAAACAUCAACGACUGAAGAAAGUACGACUGAGCAAACUACUACUGAAAAAUCCACAACCACAGAAAAAACGACAACCCAACAAUCUACUACGGAACAAAGUACUACAGAGAAAUCGACAACUACUGAAAAGAGUACUACUGAGAAAAGCACUACUCAGUCUAGUACCACAGAGCAAACUACUGAACAAUCGAGUACUACGCAACAGUCCACUACAGAAAGUACCACCACUGAUCAGACGAGUACUACAGAGCAAUCUACAACGGAACAGUCCAGUACCACACAACAAUCAACUACCAGUGAGGAAACGACAACGGAGCAAUCCGCUACUGAGGAAACGACUACGGAGCAAUCCGCUACUGAGCAAUCUCCUACGACAACUGAGCAGUCUACUACGACAACUGAGCAAUCUACUACGACAACAGAGCAAUCUACUACGACAACUGAACAAAGUAUCACUGAGGGAACGACUGAAAGUUCUACAGAAAAAUCAUCAACUACGGAAGAAUCAACCACACAAGAAUCAAGUACAACUGAACAGUCAAGUUCUUCUACUACAGAACAAAGUUCUGAGAGCACUACAACACAAGAUAAUCAGGAAUCUACUACUGAAAGCAGUUCCUCAAGCUCAAAAGAUUGCCCAGAAACGGAGGAUGAUCAGUACCUUUACGUAUGCCCAACUUCAUUUAAGCGGCAUCCGAAGUAUUGUAAUAUGUUCUAUCAGUGCACUGAAGAUAAUGAUACCCAUAACCUUGACAUAGCUGUUUUCAAAUGUCCUAAUGACACAAUUUAUGAUGAAAGUAAAAAUCAAUGUGUUGAAGAGAAAAAUGCUGACAAGAAAUGUGACGGGGAGAAAGCUGAUAGGCGAAGAGUAAAACGUUUAGGAGCCACCUAUAAAGAACCAAUUGUCGCAAGCAAAGAACCUCUUACUUGUCCAUCAACGGGCCACUUCCCAUUCGAGAAAGCCGAAUGUUCUCCGGCGUUUUUGAAAUGUGAUAAAACGAAAUCUGGCAAAUUGCGAGGUUAUGUAAACCAAUGUCCCGAUGGAUACGUCUAUUGGUCAGUGAGCAGAAGAUGUGAAGCGAAGUAUAAAGUAAGAGAUUGUAAGAAGACCACUAAUGACUGGAGCGGACGAUGGGAUAUACCAAUAGAAAGAAGUAACGUUGCAACAUAAGAUAAAUAAAAGAUAAAAAGAAAUGCAACAUAAGAUAAAAACAUGUAUAAAAUGACGACAAUAGCAAAUCGAUCUACCUUCUCUACUUGCAUUUGUGCAAUAUUCUAAUUAUCUAGUUAAAAAUCUGUAUAUAAGUAGGUAAACAUUUACGGUAGGUAUUCUUGUGGGGUCUCUAUUGUUUCCCGUAAAGUUUUAAGUCAUAAUGUAUUGUUUGUCCGCAUUUUCGUUAGUCACCAUUUGGUUUUUCUCAGAAACGCGUAACUUUUCAGGAAGGCCAUAAAACAAACCUAACCUAACCUAUCUAUAGGAUAACCUUACGAAAAUCCUGA